Messenger RNA from Mytilus californianus (California mussel), 6763 nucleotides. RefSeq names its product helicase with zinc finger domain 2-like. Lineage: Eukaryota; Metazoa; Mollusca; Bivalvia; Mytilida; Mytilidae. The record is from RefSeq and is a predicted model, not a curated record. Gene Ontology annotation, molecular function: 5'-3' DNA helicase activity; RNA nuclease activity; RNA binding.
GAUCUUUUCGAAAUUAGAAACACCUGUAAAAACUGGUUUUAAUAGAUUGGUUGCAAUCAAAUUCUUGAUUUUGAACACAGAAAUGCGAACAAUAUGAUAUGCAUGACAUGUAAGGAGUUUGAACCAUAAAGGAAAUAUGAUCAAAUAAAAGGAGUGGUUAGCAUGGCUAAAAGACUGUUUGGUCUUCAAGAAGAAACAAGAGAAAAUGAAUGGCUAGAGGGAACUAAUAUACAAGCAGUUGAACAGCAACAUCGAUACUUGGAGAAUUUUAGACAGCACCAUAGCACAAAAGCAAGAAGAAAACACAUACGUCCAAAAAGUCAACUACAGAGAUCAUCAUUAAGCAUUUAUGAGAGUGAUGCUGACAGUUCAGGGAGUGAAAUUUCACAAAGAAGUUGUCCAGAGCUGAGGGGAGGAGAUCAAAUAACUUACCACACCAAAAAGAAAAGACGAAAAAAAAAGCUUGAAGAAGAAUAUGAUGGCAGAAUUGAUUCCGACUGGGAUGAUCGUGUCGAGGAGACAAGAAAGUGUUUAGAUUGGAAACGCCAGAGUGACGAAAGCUUUACAGAUUCACAAAACGAUUCUGAUUCAAAUAUUGUAAGUUCAAACAAUUAUUCAACAAGUGAGAAUGAGGCUGACAGUGAAGAUGAUGAGGAAUCUUUCUACGAAAAAAGCCGCGAGUUUUACAAAGAAAACAAAGAUAGCACACACUUUGUUGAAACAGGAUUUUUGCAGAAUGGUUUACAAUUAUCCGAGCGAUGUGUUGAGGCAUUUAUGUCAGAAAACAUGAAAAAAGGUAAAAAGUUUGUAAAAUUUUACAAAGAGUUAAAAAACCAAGACCAAUCAACGAACAUUCAUCAGAGGGAAGGAAAGUCAAAUCGACGUUGUAUACUACAAAUAGUAUCAUCUCAUACGGCUAAAUGUAAAGUCAUUGAACCGAUUGAUAAUAUUGAAAUAAUAGAAAUCUCUGGUCGAUCCAAAUGCGGAAAAACUUACUCCGAUGACGAAGUUCUUGUUAAAGUACUUAAAAAAGAGGGACAGAACGAGUUUAUUCCGAGAUGGAACAAAAGAAUACAAACAGAAUUGACAACAUACGGGGAAGAAGUCGGAUUGUUUAACCGCAAACGUUAUAAGGAUGUAGGUCACCCGGUAUUGGUAUGUGAACUCGACAAUUAUGACAACGACAAGGUGAAACCGAUUUGUAAGACGGUGCCAAAAAUUCAGUUGGUAUCUGAAAAAGACUUAGGUCUUUUCGAGGUAGAGAUCUUCACAUACGACAAAAAGAUGAAAUCACUAGCACAUAAAGACAUCAUGAAGAUAAAUCCAUCUAAAAGAAAAGUUUUCAUGUUCUUUGUGGUCAUAAUUGGCUGGAAAUCUCUGUACCCAUUAGGAGCAAUUAUUGAAGUACACAAAUCUUCAGAGAAUUUUAAAUCCGGACUGAAAAUCUUAGAACUACAAUAUUCAGUACCAACAUUAUAUUCUAAAGGUACAAUUGAUGCAGUGGAGAAACUGCCUGAAGAUUUAUUGGAUGUUAAAAUUAAAAACAGGCUUGAUUUAACUCAACUUCGAACUUUUACAAUAGAUCCCCCAAACUCUAAAGAUUUAGAUGAUGCAUUAAGUAUAGAAACGUUGAAAAAAGGUUAUAGAGUUGGCAUUCAUAUUGCAGAUGUUUCUGAGUAUAUCGACAAGAAUGACAGUAUUGACCUUGAAGCACAAACAAGAGCUACAACUUUUUAUCCAGGUGGAGGAAAAAAGGCAUACCAAAUGUUACCAGAACCAUUAACUAAGAAGUGCAGCCUUUUACCUGGAGAAAAAAGAUUGACAUUAAGCGUCUUUAUACUGUUUGAUAAAGAGUUUCACCUGUUACCCGUUCGAUCGUUUGAAAAAACCACCAUUAGAUCACAACAACGAUUCACGUAUGCAAAGGUACAAGAUAUAAUAGAUAAACAGGUUGAUUCUGAGUGGACACUUGAAAUUAAUUUGCUGCAUGGAAUCGCAAAGAAAUUAAGACAAAAACGUUACGGGUGUGCAGUUUACGCGUUUCCUGUUGAAGUAGAUGUUUAUGAUGAAACUGAAUCCCAAAUGAAAACACAAGAAGCGCAUUACCUUGUAGAAGAAUUCAUGGUUUUAGCAAAUUCGUCUGUUGCAGACGCCUUAAUGAUAAGGUUUCCGAAACAUGUUCCUCUACGCUGUCAAGAUCCACCAAACAAUACUAAAAUUCAGGAAUGGUUGGAGUUAUACCCUCAGAUAAGUAAUUUAAUAUUUCAUUUACAGGAAAAACAGCCUAUACAAAAUCAUAAACUAGCAAUAUCGAACAUGGAAAAUGAAAAUGGAUGUACAGUAAGGUACACAGCCGUUACCCGUUUUCAGAAAUGGGUUUGGGAAAAACUUCUAAAGAGAAUAGAGAACGGAAAUUUCACAGAGGCUUUCAAAAUAUUUGGUCAAGACGAAAAUCAUCCAUUUCAGUCUAUAGCGUUGGACGAAUGGUAUUCUUUUCAAGAAACUGCUGAGUAUAGAUGUUCAGGGAAAACAUCUGGAUUAGAGAGUAAACAUUUUUCUCUUCCUACAUUUUCCGGCUAUGUACAUUUCACAUCACCAAUCAGGCGAUAUGUUGACAUAAUAGUACAUCGCUUAUUACAUGCUGUAAAAGAUGGCACGGAAUCCCCAUAUUCAAGCGAGGAAGUAGCUAAGCUAUGUUUUUCCAUUACAAAAAAGGGACAUUUAGCUAAAACGUUUUCAAAGAAAUGCAGAGCUCUUUACUUUGCAAAUAAAAUCGUACGCGAGCCAGUUAUGUUGCAUGGGUUUGUAAGGGAAAUUAAAGAUAGAGAUUUAGAACUUCUAUUUCCUGGUCUUCGUCAUUUGCCUUCCGUUAGCAAAAGACUUCCAUACAACUUGCUUUAUGUGUGCGCACUGCCAAAACCGGUGAAAAAUCAAGAUGAUUUACACUCUGAAGUUGAAAGACAAAUGAUUGAACUGAAGUGGGAAAGAAGAAUAUAUUCCAAAACAGAAAAGCCACCUCGUCCAAAAAGCAAAUUGAGAGGAUAUUUGCGUACACCUGAUGAUAAAGGCGGGCCUUAUCAAAGAGUAGAUCCACACCAGCGAACGGAAUUUCAACAGCUUGCGAAAUGGAUGGGAUUAAUAAAUGUGAUGUGUAAAGACAAAAAACCAACUGAAAUGAAAAAUAUACUCAGAAACAUGUCUAUUGCUAAUAUUUUUAGAUUUAUACCUACAACAUUUUACACCGAACUUGAUGUAAACUCCGAAAGAGAGAGAGAAGACACACAAGAAAAUGAAGCGAGUGAGCUUUCAGAUGAUCAACGUCAGAUAAAGUCAAUAAUAAACGAUCAACUUUGCAAAUAUUCAAUGUCAUUUAGUCAUGGACAAGUACUUGCAGUACAAAUGGGCACAGAGUUUGAAAAAGGAAUUAUGCUGCCAAAGCCACAGAUGUUUAAUAUGACAGGAAAUGUCAAGUACUGUCUUCAACAUGCAAGUGACCCUGUUAGAUGCUUUGAAAGAUACUCUACCACUAAGUCUAAAGACAGAUAUGAUUCAGAAACUGACUACAUGCAAAUUUGGCUACAAAUAGUAAGGAUGGAAACUGCGAUGUCAGCUUCAAGGGAAUCCCCUAUUGUAAUAAAUGAUCUUCCAAUAAGCUUUGAGUCUCGUGGAGGACAUUUUACACUUUUUACGUUAUUCUGCGAGGAAAGAAAUAUUGAUUUACAUUCAAUGUCAGUCGAUAAGUCACAUACUCAAGAAGAGCUGAUUCCAGAUGAGAAUGAAAAUAAAACGGAAUAUGUAUCCUGCUCUGAUUACCUUUGUAUAAAAUGUCCAAUUUCAAGGAAAACCAAUACUUUCUUUGAGCCAAAGCAAAACACAUGUCCUUUUGAUUUUAGGUACUGGUUGUCCCAUGCAAAAAUUGAUAAAACAAAAACAGUGAAAAAGAAUACGCCAGAGGAGAGAAUAAACGUUCAUUUUUCCUUGGUUCCAUCUGCUCCAAGUGCUCCAGAACACCUUAUAGAUGUUGACAAGAAAUUCAGAUGUUCAAUCGAUUUAAUACAGAAAUCGGAGUUGGAUAAGAGAAUUGAAGUAUAUAUCGGUAGAUUAGCAGAAGCGUCCACGUUAGCCAAAUGUAUAGCGAUGAAUACAAAAAUCCCACGUUUAAACAAAGCCCACAUAGAAUCGAUCGCAGAGUACGACGUCCCCAAAGGCGUAAUAGCUUCGAACAAUGACAUGCAACGUAAAGCCAUUGAGAAGGCUUUGACCUCAACAUUCAGUUUGAUUCACGGACCGCCAGGAACGGGCAAGACUUAUACUGGUUUGAAGCUAAUUUAUUUGUUUGAUCGAAUAAAUAAAUCCAUCAGAGAAAAUGACGGCACAAGAAAGCAGAUUCUGUUUUGUGGACCUUCCAACAAGUCAGUUGAUUUAGUUGCAAAACUAUUUCAAAAAUAUUUCAAGGAUCAUUCAUUAGAUUUUGCCAGAUACUACGGUGGGUCCAUGGAGAACCAUGACUAUCCUAUUCCUGGAAGAGUAUAUUCAGGAAGGGCUGGAUCUAGAGACUCCAUUCCUGAUUCUAGUUUAAAACCGGUUUCAAUUCAUCACUUAAUAAGGAAUCCAGAAAAACCACAUGCAUACAAACUUUGUCAAUACGAAGAAACAUUUAGGAAGAAGCCAAAUCAAAUUAAUGCAGAAAAAGUAAAAGAAUAUACAAAACUGUUAACUCUUGCAACAAUUGAAGAAAUAAGUCAACACGACAUCAUUUUCUGCACAACAGCUAUGGCUACAAACAAGAGGCUGAUAGAAGGAACAAAGAACAGAAUAUUUCAGUGUAUUAUUGAUGAAGCUGGUAUGUGUACAGAGCCUGAAUGUAUAGCAACUAUAAUUGCAACCAAGGGAGAGCAAGUUGUACUAAUUGGUGAUCAUAAACAACUCCAACCAGUUAUCUUAUGCCAAUCAACGGCUAAACUAGGAUUAGAUAAAUCUUUAUUUCAGCGCUAUUCUGAUAGAUCGGUUCAGUUGAAAGAUCAAUACAGAAUGCAUCCAAGUAUAUGUAAAUUUCCUUCAAAAUGUUUUUAUCAAGACAAAUUAAGAACAAUACAGUGCUCAUCAUGGGAGGAAAAUCCGCCUCUUCACAUAUGGUUUCAACCCGAAAAGCGCCAUGUUUUCUGUCAUGUUGAGGGUGAAGAAAUUACACUUCCUGUUAGUACUGAAGAGGGAAAUGAAAUGUCUCGAAGCAACAAGAAAGAAAUUGAACAAAUUAUGAAGAUAUUUACACAUCUAGUAAAAAAAGAAAAGAUUUUUGGUGACCAUAAGAAAAAGAAAGUUUGCACUGUGAAUAUUAUGUCACAGUACAACGCUCAGUGUUCAGCUAUACGUGAAGCAUUAGGAGCAUUAAUAUUGAGAGAUAUUGACUUAACAAACACCAGUGUCAACACAGUAGUUGGUAGUCAAGGUGGACAAUGGGAUUACGUGAUUUUCAGUCUUGUGAGAUCCUUACCACAGUACAGAAUAGAGCCACAUCCGACACUUGGAUGGUGCACACAGAAUCUUGGAUUUAUAACAGAUGAACAUCAAAUAAAUGUUGCCCUAACACGAGCCAAGAAGGGAUUGUUUAUAAUUGGUAACAGACAUCUGUUAGAAUGUGACCGUGUUUGGAGACAAUUAAUCAACAUGUACGCUAGCCAAGGGAGUGUUGUGGAAGCUGAUGAUUUUCCUCGACCGAUCCCGAAGCCAAACAAAUGUAGACAAUAUGACGAAGACGGCUUUGAACUGGUUUACUCAAAACGAUAAUAGAUGAUUUCUUAUUGCACACUGUGAAUGUAUCAUCAUUUAUACUUAGAUUAAUCGUUUGCCGUUUUUAAAGAGUUAAAGAGAACAAACUUCAUAGGACUAAAAUUGUGAUAAUAUAGUUCAUACAAUAAAUAUUAAGGCAAUAAAACUUUACAGAUAUUCAAAUCUCAUAAAUCGAUAAAGAAGACAAAUCCAGGUGAAAACUUAGGGAGCACAUUAACUCCGAAAGGAAGGAAACCGGGUGCGUGGGCAUGUAGCGUCACCUGCCAUGUAAAUCCACACUCAGUCAAAAUGGUACAAUCGGGAACAAGACACCACAGUCACUCAGUCAAAAUGUCACAAUCGGGAAAAGAACACAAUCGGUAAAAUUACAGAUACGACAACUAUUGUGCUUUCUGAAGAUCUAAGACUGUGAAAACAUGUCGGUAGUAGGUUAAGACACAGAAAUAUCGCAUCAGUCAACCAGUUCACGAUGAUUACCGUAAAAAAUAUGUCGUGUUUAUUCCAGACAUUCGUCCUUGCAACUUGUAUUAUCGGUUUUUGCGUAAGCAGCAACCUCACAGUUAACGAUUAGAAAGUUGAAAUCAUCACAUUAGUUUGCAGUUGUAAAUCUGUGACAAUAUUGAGGAAAAUAUUCAGACAUGAAGAUACCUUCUAGUUAAGGGAGUAUUCUUUAUCUCCAAUUCACUCGGAUAUCUGAAUUGUAAGAAUAACAUAUUUCAAGUGACUUUAUUCUUAGUCAUUCGCUUAUAUUUCCGGUUUUGUGUUGUUUUUGUGUUGUUUUUUUUUUUUUUGCGAUGUUAGUUUUUCUUCGAAUUAUAUGUUUUUACUGCGUGUUCCGCCUUAUAUUAAUGACAUAUUAGAAAUUGCUAGUUACAUUUUUGGCUGUAUAUUGGAAUAAUAUUUGAUAUCCAUGUCAGUUCAGUUAGAAAAUUUUAUGAAGAUUAUAAUGAUAAAUCGUAGAAUGUUCACUUUA